CAGACACCGAUCGCCAUUGCAAGUGGCAGCAGCGGGUCGAUCGACGACGACGUUGCCCACCCAGUCUCUUAAUUUGUCGCCGUCGUCGUCGGGGCAGGCAGAUCGUCGAGAGCUAGCUAGCUGCUAGCGCGGGAGGGAGGGAGAGGGAGAAUGGGACGGCUCUCCUGCGGCGGCGGUGGCGGCGGCGGCGUGCAGCCCAAGCUCCGCAAGGGGCUCUGGUCGCCCGAGGAAGACGAGAAGCUGUACAAUCACAUCAUCCGACACGGCGUCGGCUGCUGGAGCACUGUCCCCAAGCUCGCAGGGCUGCAGCGCUGCGGCAAGAGCUGCCGCCUGCGGUGGAUCAACUACCUCCGCCCCGACCUCAAGCGCGGCAGCUUCUCGCAGCAGGAGGAGGACCUCAUCGUCGCGCUCCACGAGAUCCUGGGGAACAGGUGGUCGCAGAUCGCGUCGCACUUGCCGGGGCGGACGGACAACGAGAUCAAGAACUUCUGGAACAGCUGCCUGAAGAAGAAGCUCCGGCAGCGCGGCAUCGACCCGGCCACGCACAAGCCAGUCGCCGCGGCGGAGGCGAGCGCGGCGCUGCCGGACGCUCGAGACCACGACCGUGAGCCCGGAGGAGCCGGCGCCGGCGCCGACGCCGACGGCCUGGCGCAGCAGAGCAAGCAGCCGGCGGCGGCCGUGUUCGACCCGUUCCCUGUGGUCGACUUCGGCUUCGACCUGAGCGGCGGCGGCGGCGUGGCGGCAUUGUACGGCGGCCCGUACGACGCCGCCGCCGGCAAGGCGUCGGCGGACGACGGCGGGUUCGUGGCCGACUACAGCAGCGUGCUGGACGUGUCGGAGAACCUGGGAUACGGGGAGAGCUCCAGCAACAGCAGCAACUGGGGGAACGGCGCGGAGAUGGGCAAUGCCGCCGCCGCCGUGCUCGACGGCGAGGUGCUGCACUGGGCCAAGCCGGAGCCGUACACGGAGCUGGAGCAGCGGAGCGCGGGGCAAGCCGCCGCGGACGACGACGCGCUGCAUCAUAGGUUCUUGCUGCCCUGCGGCCAGGAGCAGAGCCUGGCGCAUCUCGACUUCGGCUUGGAAUACUUCUGAUCCUCUUCCUCCCGCUUUUGUUUUUGGCCCUUCGUUCGUCUCUGCCUUUGCCUUUGCCUUUCCUCCCUCCCUGAAUUAUCCAUCCAUCCAUCCAUUCCCCCUACGUCAUUUGGAAGAUUAGGGAUUGUACGUAGUAACCAAUAUGUUAAUUUCUCUCUAGCCCAUGAAUGAUACACACACACACACUCUUUCUAUCUUUCUCUACCUUUUCUGUAUACUCUGCUCCUGCUCGGUCGGAGGAACAUAAGCCAAUGGUACGUACAUACGGGAUUAUUGUGUACUACAAUAUAUACAAUAUACAAAAGGUGUUUCCUUUUUUGUAAAGAAUAAAUUAAACCUGCAGUUGUUU
Molecule: messenger RNA, 1441 nt
Organism: Zea mays
Lineage: Eukaryota; Viridiplantae; Streptophyta; Magnoliopsida; Poales; Poaceae
Exons: 3
Coding region: 151-1092 (313 amino acids)
Source: RefSeq, marked provisional